Messenger RNA from Cygnus atratus (black swan), 1464 nucleotides. RefSeq names its product FKBP prolyl isomerase 7 (gene FKBP7). Gene Ontology annotation, molecular function: calcium ion binding; peptidyl-prolyl cis-trans isomerase activity. NCBI's taxonomy places the organism in Eukaryota, Metazoa, Chordata, Aves, Anseriformes, Anatidae. The record is from RefSeq and is a predicted model, not a curated record.
AUGCGACAGCCACAACGAGCCGCACGGGGCAGCGGCCGCCCGCGGGCCGCCCGGCAGAGCCCCCGGCCCGGCUGUCAGCCCCCGCCAGCCCCGGGUGCCCGGAGCCCGGCGCCCCUCACGCAGGAUCCGCCGCGCCGCAGGCCCGGCCGCCCCGAGCCGCCCCCGGCCCCGGCGCCGGCGCCUACCCGCCAGGUAGUUGGUCCACUUGUACAGGGCCCCCUCCAUCGCUCACAGCCCCGCACCGCCCCGCAUCCUCCUGCGCCGCCGCGGGGAAAGCGCGGCGGCCGCCGCCGCCGCGGGGAUGGGCGCUCCCCUCCCGUCCUCGCUGCUCCCUGCGCGGAGGCGGAGCCGCUCGGCCCGGCCCGGCCCGGCCCGGCUCGGCCCGGCUCGGUUCAGCACAGCCCCGGCACGGCGGCGGCCCCGGCGGCGCCACCCGGCCGGCGGGGCGCUCCGCGCCUCCCAUGCGCGCCCCCCCCGGCCGCUCCCCGCCGUCCCCCUCGCUUCCUGGGGCCGGCCCCGGGAGCCGGCCCGGCCCGCCCACAGCGAGCCGGCCCCGCCGCGACAGUGCCACGCCGGCGGCCUGCGCGGAGCGAGAUGGGCCGCGACAUGAUCCUGGGCCCCAUCCUGCUCCUGCGCCUCCUCGCCAUCGCCCCGUCGCGGGCCGAGGGCGUCGCGACGGUGGCGGAGGAGGUUAAAAUAGAGGUGCUGCACCUCCCCGAGAGCUGCGGCCCCAAGAGCAAGAAGGGGGACCUGCUGAACGCGCACUACGAUGGCUUCCUGGCCAGCGACGGCUCCAAGUUCUACUGCAGUCGGACGCAAAAUGAAGGUCAUCCAAAAUGGUUCGUUCUGGGUGUUGGACAAGUCAUAAAAGGGUUAGAUAUUGCUAUGAUGAAUAUGUGUCCUGGAGAAAAACGGAAAGUGAUCAUUCCUCCAUCAUUAGCAUAUGGACAGCAAGGAUACGCACAGGGCAAGAUUCCACCAAAUGCAACAUUGAUCUUUGAGAUUGAACUUUAUGCAGUAAAUAAGGGACCGCGCAGUGUUGAAGCAUUUAAUCAAAUAGACAAAGACAGUGACAGGAAACUCUCUGAACUCGAGAUAAGCCAGUAUUUGAAAGAAGAAUUUGCAAGAGAUGCAAAAAAACGUCACCCCUCAGUCCAUGAUGAAAUCUUAGCUGAUAUAUUUAAGAAGAAUGACCAUGAUGGCGAUGGUUUCAUAUCAGCAAAGGAGUACAAUGUCUACCAGCAUGAUGAACUCUAAACAUUCAUAAAAUCUUUGGCUGUUUUCUGGACACUGAAUUUAAAAAAAAAAAUCCAAAGUAAUAUUUCAUCACAAAAUCUUUUGUAUUUUUUAUAGUGGCAUCUUUUUAUAUCUAAGGUAACUGUAAAAAUCUUAUUUUUAACACUCAACUAAUAAAAUUUGUUAGGUGUUGCAAAAGAAAUAAAUACAAUUGGAACAUAACAAGAA